Molecule: messenger RNA, 1347 nt
Organism: Helianthus annuus (common sunflower)
Lineage: Eukaryota; Viridiplantae; Streptophyta; Magnoliopsida; Asterales; Asteraceae
Product: protein FAR-RED IMPAIRED RESPONSE 1-like
Exons: 3
Coding region: 1-1347 (448 amino acids)
Biological process (GO): regulation of DNA-templated transcription
Molecular function (GO): zinc ion binding
Source: RefSeq, a predicted model, not a curated record
AUGGAUAAACUCACUACAAAGGUCGGGGCUGCCCUGUGUUCAAAUACAUAUUUCAGGAAAAGAUUGUAUGCAGUUGUUUGGACUGAUUCUCUAUUGCCCGAAGCGUUUGAGGCUGAAUGGGCAGCUAUUUUAAAUGAUUUCGGUUUAACCGACCAUGAAUGGCUGACGUAUAUAUACGGGCUACGUGAAUCAUGGAUUCCAGCUUACUAUCACGAAGAAGAAAUGUCUGGUCUUAUGCGGACAUCAUCUAGGUCCGAAAGCGAGAAUCACUUUUUUGGCAAGAUUAGCAAUCCAAAGUGCACGUUGGUUGAAUUUCUUAGCCACUUCGACACGGCUAUUGAAGCGCAAAGGCACGAGCAUCGAAAAAACGAUCAUGACACUCGAUACACCAACCCUGGAGAGUGGAGUGAUUUUGUUCUCGAGAAGCAAGCAGCUCAGAUAUAUACCAGAACUAUAUUUUUGGAUGUUCAACUCGAGAUUCAACAUGCUAUUCAUCGUUGUACUAGUGUCAGAUUAGAUCAUGUCGGUGAUUUCAUUAAGUUUUUUAUAAAGGAUCUCGAUCAGCCAUGUUCUUCCUUCUUCGAGGUUAUGAUACGCGAGGAGGAUGUUACUGUUAAGUGUAUCUGCAACAGGUUUGAGCAGUUUGGAUUGUUGUGCAGUCACAUUUUUUGCGUGUUACAGAUACUUGAUGUAAGGGAAUUUCCGAAACAAUAUAUAUUGAGGCGUUGGACGCGUGACGCUGUUCCAAAUAGUUCCCCCGGGUCCAUUCUUACGGAUGGUGGAGAUCUAGAUCGUAGUGAGGAGGUUAACCGUUGUGUUCGUGAGAUUAGUCACGCAACUGAGUAUGUUGUGAAUAAGUUGAUUUCAAAAUUUGAUAAGUUGUCUGAUUUUCGUGAUCAUAUCAAGCAGUUUAUGUCAGUCGCUGAUGAAGCUCAAAUAAAUGCACCUCCCAAGACACGACAUAAUCGAUUUGCUGAACUGCUAGGAGUUGCUCUAGAGAGCACGGCCACUAUCCGUGUUCCCGUUGGUACCAGGUUCAAGGGUUGUGGUUCUCAUAAACGCCUUAAAUCUCAAAAGGAGCGAGCCAUAAGUCAGUCUGGAAGUAAACGUCGUCAAUGUUCAUUAUGUAAAAAAUACGAUCAUAACAGAGUAACGUGUUGGAAAUACACCUUGGCUGUGCCUGAGGCAGGUGCUUCGCGGAAUGCUGAAGGUAAUGAAGAUACAAUUCGCGAAGGAGAUGCUGCUAUAGUUGUUGAAGGUGAUGGUCCUGGAUCGAACGAUGCUGAUGAUGUGUUUUACACAUCUGGAAACGAUGCAGAUAUGGAUGAUGAGGACAUGGCAGAGUAG